AUAAAACUUUAUGCUGCCAGGCUUCACGGUCUGGCAGGCGGAGGUUCGAGCCCCGCCCAGGCACGGGAUUUUUCCAUUGACAAGGGAACGGUUACUGUUAUCCCCUCUUGAAGAAGGGGGAUGGUAGGGGGGUGCACAGAGUAUUGUAGACUGUCUAUAACUCUGUGGGUGUGUGGUGUGUUAAGGUCCCAGAGAUCGGUUCUAAUCUGGAGGCCGGGUAGCUGCUUGCUGGCGAUGUCGAGCCCAACUCGUGGUCAGGCCCUCAGCGCCUCAGCUGUACACCCAUGCUUCAUGGCACUCUGCAUGUGCCGGGUUGAUUCCUGCAUGGGGUGCAUCCCCCUCCAGCGGGGAGCCAUCAUCGUGGGCUUCAUCUACAUGUUUGGCUCGAUGAUGGAGACCUUCAAGUACAUGUACGGGUUGGUGGACUUUGAGCUGAAGGUGCGGCAGUGCGCGGAGGCCGAGCCGAUGAUCCCAGAUAUGUACUCUGAAGACGUGAAGGGCCCCAUCUACCAGGCCCUGAGGGAUGACCUCAGAUUCUGCCCCAAGGGGAGGAUGCUUGCCCUGACACGCUCGGCCAUGGUCAUCCCGAUCUUCAUUUUCUUCAUCUACUUCAUCCUGACGGCCCUCAUGAUCCACGGUGCACGGCAGGACCGUCCCCGGCUGAUCGCACCAUGGCUGUGGUGGCAGCUGUCCCUCUUUGUGGUCACCAUCCUGGGCAUCAUCGGCCUGCAGAGCCUUGAGGACUUCCUCUACAAGAUGAGUGUCCUCCUGGUGGCCGUCUACCUCUUCAUGGUGGUCAACUCCUACUAUCUAGAGCUGCUGCGUCGGGAGAGGAACCCAUCGCGAGUGACGGUCAUCGCCAUGGCUCACCCACGCUCCGAGAUGAUGGUCUCCCUCCCCUCACCCCUCAAGGAUGACUCCCCGCCCCCCUACCAUGCCUGCUACGUGCCCAACGAGUCCCCAUACCCUCCCCCCUACCAUGCCGCCAGCCCCGGUUACCCCACCAUGCCUCCUCCCUACCAAAGCUCUGACCCCCUCAUGGCCUCCUGUUCUGGCACUACCCAAGCUGAACCCCAGACUCCCCCCACCCCAGUAGCCCCAACCACUGUCACUGUCAACCCCACCCCUGCCAGCCCCAGCCCUGUCACCCCCAACCCACCCACCCCCAUCACCCCUGAGGCCACACAAGCCCCACAGGAAGAGGAGCCUAAAUGCGAGGAGUCUCGGGUCACCCCAGAGACAGUAGGGGAGAGAGCGCCUCUUGUGGUGAAGCUCCCGACCUCCCAAAGUAACUAGGAGCGGGUCACUGAGCAGGCGCAGGUGAUGGCUUGCCGGGCCGUUGUGAGGUACCCUGUGUGAGGCUUACCGGGCCGUUGUGAGGUACCCUGUGUGAGGCUUGCCAGGCUGUGGUGAGGUGUGCUGUCGAGGGAGUCUGUCACGUAGAGCAGAAGCAAGAUAGUGAUUUUUGAUGUGUAUGAGGCCUAGGCAACCUCCAUAUACUGAAUUUUUUGUCUUCAUUUAUUCAUCUACUUUAUAUUCUCCUUCUACCUGGGCUGACACAAAGGACAGGCAUCCUCAAGUACCUUUUUUCAAUGCACCACAAUGCCACAAUUAGCGUGAAGGCGGACUCUGCCUGUCCUCAACCAUUCCUCAGCCCGGGUAGUGUCAAGGAGAGGCGCUUAGUGGCUGACGGCUCUGCUUUGCUUUCAUUGUUUCUUGCUUCACUACAUGGAAGGUUCUCUCUUAAAGUUUCAUGUAUUCAGGAUAGCUCAUGUAGUAUUUUAAGCUUUUUCCACUGACUCGCUCCAUGGAUACUGAUAUAAAGCAGUACAUAAAUUUCAUGGAAGUAAGUCUCUAUAUGAUUGAUAUGUGAUGAUAAAGGUAAAUAUAGUUUUAACAAUGCAUGAACAUAAGUUACAAAUUUUUAUAAUUGAUAUGUGAUGAAUAGAGAUAGAAAUAGUUUGAUAAUGUGGUAUUCAGAUGUGACUAUAUUCAGAGUAUUGCAAAUAGCUGUGACAAAAAUGCUGGAAAUUGCCAAGGAGCUGUUUCACGUGCUAUCCAUAUUGUGUAUACUACAGUGCUGUUUAGACUCUUAUAUAGCUAUAGCUAUUUUUAAUCAGCUGCAAUAUAGUGCAAUACGCCUUGCCUUCCACUGACUGAGGUGAACACUGAUCCUUACGGCUGCAGCACACUUCCCAGGUUCUCCAGUGAGUGGGAGGAGGUGAAGACUUCACUCUCAAGGUUUUCACUUUUCAUACCAAACCUGCCUUUGGCGAUAGCAGCCCCACCCGCCCUGAGAGUGAAUGUUUCCUUGCAACACCCACCCCACCACCCAGGACGGGGGGCAGAUUUCUUGGUCAGGCCAGCAAAGUUUAUAAGAGUGAAAAGAUCAUCAGCACAAGAGCAGGACACCAUCAGGGUUCCUUUGCCACUGUACUGUGCCCGCCCAGCCCAGCGGGCUCUGUAAGUCAUUCACAGCAUGCAUCCAGGCAUUACUAUCGACCCUUUCUGGUUGGUUGGCUGGUGUGUACUUUUCAGCAGUCAUUAUAACAAUUUUUAGAAGUGCUUAGGUUAGGUGGGAAGUUUGUUGAUAUGAAUAUUGUAUUAAUGCAUUUAGCAGCUUCAUGCACCACCUGCAUCAGCUGGAGGAAGGUGGUGGAUGGAUGACUGACAGUUUUUUGUAAAUCCCAGUAGCCUCCUGGUGUUGGAUGUCACCCAGCAUGGUGUGGGGAGCCUAGGGAACCUUUGUAUCUAUAGACAUCAUAUUGUUGCCUGACAUGCAGCAAUAGUUUUUGAAGUAUUAUGGUGCUCCUAUUACAUGAUUUGUAAUUGUCUAUUCCUGUGUAUCUUGACACUUCAACAAGCUGGAUUCAUCUCAGUGUAAUGGGAGCACCAGGUCCACCCUAAGACCCAUCCCUCACCCCAAGGCAGCCACUGGAUGUGAGGUUCAUGAGGAACCUCAAUAUAACUGGAGGACCAUGACUGAAAUGUGCUUUUGGGUGGGACUGGUUGGCUUGAAGCAGUGACUGAAACUACAGCAGGAGCCCCUGUGCCUGCAGGACACAAGUCACUGCCUUGCUCUGUGAAGGGACAUUCAUGCUGUACUGAGACCUGCACCACCACCACCACCACCACUGCCGCCAGCACAAUGUAUCCUCUUGUCAGUCAGUCGUGCCUGUGAGUUGCACUGCCAACACUACCUUUUUUACGAGCUCUGGCACGUUGUGGAAGACAUGGUGCCCUGUGUUGCUUCACACUUUUGCUGGAACACCGUUGAUGGUUUAAGAUUUUGAUGCGGGUCAGAACACAUUCAUUUUAUCUGGACAGCACAAUCCAACAGGGGUAUUUUAUGCUGUUACUUUAUAUUUUACCAUCCAACUAGGCCUUUUCAUCUCUUUCUGUGCUUCUGUGGCUAGUCAUGACUGUGUAGCUAUCUUCUUGCUUGUCUUAGGUUCUUAUUUACAUCGGUUCUUUGUUGUGCAAGUUGAAGCUUUGGAAACACUCCGUUCAUAACUCCAGGGUUUGCUUUCCAUGACAUUCUCGUUUAUCUUUGGGAAGGUUGUUUGGAACUUGCUUCACUUUUUGGAUCACAUGCAUUUGCUUUCAUGUUGGGGUCUGGUUAAAAUUUUACUUAUGGGGAUAAUUGAAAUAAUGAAAUGUAACAAACUAUUAGAACUUUAACACUGGCAACGCCAUUUUCCAUUGCAAGGGUGAGUUAGUGGCCACCUGAGAAACACGAAGGAGGGAAGGCAAGGCUGGAGAAAUAGAGACGUUCAUUAUUCAAAACAAGACCCUGAAUAGAGAGGAAACGUCAGUUGCUUCAAAAAGUAAAAUAUGAAAAUGUAUGCCUACAAAUAUAAUACUCAAACCUGGUAACACACUCAGCAUCCACAUUAUAAGUAACUUUUGACAUAGAUUGCCCAGUUUGUACAAUUGUUUGCUAAUUGACACUGUUGCAAUCUGAAGUUUUUGUAAGUAUUGAGUCAUUUGAAUGAUGAUAUUACAUGUAUUUCUAUAUGUGGCAACCAUUAGCCAUGACUGACAUCAUUUGAGUAGUCUCCCUCUUGACAUGCAUGUAUAUCUGCUGUCAUGCUAUACUUCACAAGCCCUGACCUUCCAUCUUGAGCAUGUUUAAAAUGAACAAUACCAAAUGUGCUGUCUUUGAGGAUAACCGAACAGAGCAAGGAGCUGUAUGAGUCUCAGGGUCAGGUCACAGCACAACUAUUGGAGUGACUUGUGAAUAGAAUAUGGAGCGACCUUUCCUCCCUUAGCUGUGAAAGGUCGUGCACUUCUUGCCCUCCUUGCCUAAUGGAAAUGGGUUGUUGUUAUAUAUUCAUUCUCUCUAGUUUGAGUUAAAUUAAGGAGCUCACCAAAGAUAUGUACCGUUCAGUGUGAUUUUAUUAUAGCUUAAUUGGUAUUUUUGUGUCUAGUGUUCGUAGGUGCAUUUCCUAGUUAGUCUGGAGUAUGGGGGGUUCCUGGCAGAUGGUGUGCAUGAGCUCGGCUGAAGCAUUCUAAUUUGAUGGAGAAAACUUGAAAAAAAGCAUGAUUACAAAAAAGUGUGGCCAAGAAUAACAAAAAACAACAACAAAAAAACAGACCUAUGCAGCCUUUCCUGACUUCCAUUUUAUAUAACAAUUAUCUGGACACUUUUAAAGAAAUUGUUAGUGUGAUAAAGAUAUAAAAGUCAUAUUCAUCCAAGGAGAUUACUGGUUUUAUAUUGAUUGUCUGUGAUGACCUUACUGUUUUGAGCUGCCAAGACCUCUCCAGCCAGUGUUCAAGAGCAUAAAGCGAGCAUCGUCUGUCAGGAAAUACAGUUCAUUUAUUGUGUGGUUUAUACUGGGUACCCUUUUUUUUUAUUCAUUUCUAAAAUUCUCAAGAUAGUUAUUAAUUCUAAAAUUACCUAUAUAUAGAGUUACAUUGACACAAGCUUUCCCAGGAUCUUCAAAAAUGGUACUUAAGUUUCAUGCUAUAGAUUUGACGAUUGACUGCUUGGUUUUGAGAUUUAUAAAAAGUAAAAUAGAAUGAUAAACAACACUGAAAAAUACCAUUGUUGCUGACCCUAAGAAAGAAUACAAAAAUGAGUCAAAUAGAGCUUUCAAUUCUGAAGGUGAUCCAAUUAUAUUCUAGUUAUGAAAUAUUAGGCUAAAGAAAGUGUAGGUCACGGGAAGGAGUAAAAGAAUGGGAGGUGAAGUUAUGUCAACUCUAUUGGUGGGACGUUGAACCCUUAUUCCUCACUCUCCUUACUUAGAUGACCUUAUAGAAAUAUGUUUAAGGUCCAGGAAGGAGUAAGAGUGGAAGAUGAAGUCAGCUGUCGAGUCUUACUUAUUAGUGGGAUGCUGAACCCUCAUUUCUCACCCUCCUUACUUAGAUGACCUUAUAGAUGUACAUUUAAGGCCUCGGGAAGGAGUAAGAAUGAAAGGUGAAAUCCUCUGUCAUUCCUCACCCUCCUUACUUAGAUGACCUUAUAGAUGUACAUUUAAGGCCUCGGGAAGGAGUAAGAAUGAAAGGUGAAGUCCUCUGUCAUUCCUCACCCUCCUUACUUAGAUGACCUUACAAAUAUAUAUUUACUCAACAUAUUUGUGAUACCGAGACAAAAAAUACUAGCUCGUUCGUACCUAACAAUGCAGGCAACCACUGUAACUGUCGUGUGAGUGCAAAUUCUAUCAAGGCUAUGUACGUAUUCCCCUUUGUAGGAUAGCUCGUGCAUUGUUUCAUCUGAUGUCUUUAGCGAUAGUGUUCCGAAACCAUUAUUUUUUGUUACUAUCAUUACUGUCAUGACUGUAUUAAAAAUGUAUUGAUGCCAACAACCAGCCAAUAUAUUGCUAAAUUUUA
Eriocheir sinensis (Chinese mitten crab) is the source of this 5832-nucleotide messenger RNA. RefSeq lists its product as uncharacterized. The transcript has 6 exons. Gene Ontology annotation, cellular component: lysosomal membrane. Lineage: Eukaryota; Metazoa; Arthropoda; Malacostraca; Decapoda; Varunidae. Bases 121 to 1296 code for a protein of 391 amino acids. The record is from RefSeq and is a predicted model, not a curated record.